Ectocarpus sp. CCAP 1310/34 is the source of this 692-nucleotide messenger RNA. NCBI's taxonomy places the organism in Eukaryota, Phaeophyceae, Ectocarpales, Ectocarpaceae. The record is from the annotation of a GenBank genome assembly.
AUGACUCUGUGUCUACAGGAAUACUUGAAGAGUUUGCCGACGCCAGGUGACAGACCGGUGGAAGAGGACAAAGUGGUCGACGGGGUGGUUCGGUGGAUAGUGGCACGGGCGGAGUCUCACAAGACUUUCGCUGUGUGGGAACAGUUCCUCCUUCACGACUACCCUGCGUACAUCGCCUUCCACACUGCCCUGCGUACGGGGAACUUCAGCCUAAGGCUUGAAGGCCUUCGCCGUAUUGCCCCCAUUUUUUUCAUCGCCGGCGAAGACAAGUACCAGUUCCUCGUGGUGGGUCAUCUGACGGAGGUGUCGCGUUAUUCGCGCAAUGAUAUGAGGGUCGUAUCCGACCUAUUCUUCGUCUCACUCGGCCCUGACAUGUUUGCACGAAUCGGCUUGGACGAGCGGCAGGAGGGGUCCAAUCGUCUCUACAAGGCAUUGACGAAAGGAUCCUUUCGAGCACGAUAGAAAAGCUGGCACCGAUUGCCCAGCUGCGUGAAGUCGCCAUCUUCGACUUCGAAUCGCAUUUCAUCGAGAAACCACGCACGGAAAGGGACCGUUGCAGAGAGUUGGCGGUGAAACGUGCACCAGCACAGUCAGGGCGGCGAUGGACUGCUUGAGAGAGAGCCCGGCAUUUGAUGGCGACGAUGGCAAAGACAAGGUCGCGGCGUUGGACGGGAAAGUGUUUCCGCCGGUCA